CAAAAAAAAAGUUUUUUUUUUUUGGGCAAAAAUGGCCAUGAAAUCAAAAUCCAUUUCCCUCCAAAUUCUCACCAUUUUCUUGAUCUUUUUAUCUGCUUCCAAUUUAUGCACAUGCUUAAAUCCAGAAACACAAGCCUUGCUAGAUUUCAAAACACACCUCAUUGAUCCAUUGAACUACUUAGAAUCUUGGAAAGAAUCAUCAGAUUCUCCAUGCCAAUUCUAUGGAGUUUCAUGUGAUCAAGAAACCGGUUUCGUGACCGAAAUUUCGCUCGACAACAAAUCCCUAUCAGGGGUGUUGUCGUCAUCUCUCUCCAUGCUUCAAAACCUCACUUCUCUAUCGCUGCCAUCAAACACGAUUUCCGGAAGCCUUCCGAUCGAGCUCACCAAGUGCCGAAACCUCAAAGUCUUGAAUUUCUCCGACAACUAUUUAAACGGCAGUAUUCCGAAUCUGUCCUCACUGACCAACUUGGAGAAACUCGAUUUAUCGGAUAAUAACUUAUCAGGGAAAUUCCCGAGUUGGGUUGUGAGUUUGACACGUUUGGUUGCGUUAGGCCUCGGGGAUAACAAUUAUGACGAGGGCGAGAUUCCUAAAGAUAUUGGGGAUUUAAAGAGCUUGUAUUGGCUCUAUCUAGCUGGUUCGAACUUGAGAGGCGAAAUUCCCGAGUCUAUAUUUGAGCUGGAGGCAUUAGGUACAUUGGAUAUAUGCAAGAACAAAAUUUCUGGAAGAUUCCCAGAGUCGAUAAGCAAGCUGAGGAAUCUGUUCAAGAUCGAGCUUUAUAAUAACAAUUUAACCGGCGAAAUUCCAGCUGGACUUGCAAAUGUGACUCUUCUUGAGGAGUUCGACAUAUCAGCAAACCAAAUGCAUGGCAAAAUCCCUUUUGAGAUUGGCGAUUUGAAGAAACUAACUGUUUUUCACGUGUUCAAUAACAAUUUCUCUGGAGAAAUUCCAUCAAAGUUUGGUGAAAUGCAGAAUCUCCAAGCCUUUUCUAUAUAUAGAAACAGCUUUACAGGGGUAUUUCCCGAAAAUCUCGGCCGUUUUUCGCCACUAAACGGUAUCGACAUAUCCGAGAAUAAAUUCUCCGGGCCAUUCCCAAAAUACCUCUGCCAAAAUGGGAAUCUGCAGAAUUUGCUCGCACUGGAGAACAAGUUUUCGGGGGUAUUUCCGGAAACUUACGCUAGAUGCAGUCCUCUUCAAAGGCUGAGGGUCAAUCUAAACCAGCUCGAAGGUGAAAUUCCAGAUGGAGUGUGGGCCCUACCUAAUGUCUCUGUCAUGGAUUUUAGUGAUAAUUAUUUCACUGGAGGGAUAACGAAAGGCAUCGAGGCUUCUCUGCAGUUGAACGAGCUAAUACUGUCGAACAAUAGGUUUUCGGGCGAGCUGCCUAAAGAAAUUGGAAAGCUCACUCAACUGGAGAGAAUAUACUUGAACAACAACAGAUUCUCCGGGAAUAUUCCUUCGGAGAUCGGCGAUUUGAAGCAGAUAACAUCUCUGCAUUUCGAAGCAAAUGCCUUCACUGGAUCAAUACCUUCGGAAUUGGCUGGCUGUCCUAGAAUGGCGGACUUAAAUCUCGCUUCGAAUUUACUAAGUGGUGGCAUUCCAAGUAGUUUCUCGAAGAUGGCCUCGUUGAACUCGUUGAAUCUUUCGAGAAACAGACUCACUGGACCAAUUCCAAGAAGUUUCGAUAAGAUGAAGCUGUCUUUGGUAGAUUUGUCGGAUAAUGCUCUCUCAGGUAGCAUUCCACCUUAUUUUCUUACGGUGGCGGGCGAUAAAGCACUUUUCGGAAACAAAGGUCUUUGCAUCGAUGAAAAAGAAAGCAGCGGAAAGUUUAUCAAUUCAGAGUUGGGUUUUUGUGACGAGAAAAACGGGCACCGAAAUUUUAUUAAAAGUAAACUAGUAAUGCUGUGUGUGAUCUUGCUUGCAUUGGCUAUUUUACUAGGCGGAUUAUUGCUCGUGAGUUAUAAGAAUUUCAAGAAAGGUGAAUCAGAAAAGGAAAUCGAAGAGGGCAAUGGGGUAGAUCCAAAGUGGAAGCUUGAGAGUUUCCAGCAUAUCGAAUUAGAUGUGGAUGAAAUAUGCAACACGGACGAGGAUAACUUGAUCGGUAGUGGAAGCACCGGAAAAGUCUACAGGCUAGACUUGAAGAAGGGCUGCGGUGGCGGCACAGUGGCGGUGAAGCAGCUGUGGAGGGGUAACGGGGUGAAACUCAUGGCGGCAGAAAUGGAUAUUCUGGGAAGCAUUAGGCACAGAAAUAUACUGAAGCUGUACGCUUGCCUUACGAAAGGAGGUUCGAAUUUCUUGGUUUUCGAGUACAUGACAAACGGGAAUCUUUUUCAGGCACUUCACAGAGAAAUUAAGGCUGGGAAACCGGAACUGGAUUGGUUCCAACGGUACAGAAUCGCCCUCGGCGCAGCUAAAGGAAUAGCUUACUUACACCACGAUUGCUGCCCAGUUAUUAUCCACCGAGACAUAAAAUCGACAAAUAUAUUACUCGAUGAGGAUUAUGAAGCCAAAAUCGCUGAUUUUGGUGUUGCGAAAAUGGCGGAUCAAGUUUCUCCCAGAGGGUCUGAGUUCAGUUCUUUUGCAGGCACUCAUGGCUAUAUAGCACCUGAGAUGGCGUAUUCGCUGAAAAUAACUGAGAAAAGCGACGUGUAUAGUUUCGGGGUGGUGCUAUUGGAGCUGGUGACGGGAAAAAGGCCGGUGGAGGAUGGUUACGGAGAAGGGAAGGACAUUGUUUAUUGGGUUUCGACUCAUUUAAACGAGAGGGAAAACGUGAUCAAAGUUCUCGAUCAAAAAGUGGUUACCGACUUAAUUCGAGAUGACAUGAUAAAGGUGUUGAAGAUCGCCACUCUCUGCGCAGCUAAGCUUCCGAAUUUGAGGCCGAGCAUGAAAGAAGUGGUGAAAAUGCUUGUUGAUGCUGAGCCCUGCAGUUACAAGUCUCCAAACAAUUACCAGAAGAAUGACAAGGCUUAUCUCUCAGUUUAACUAUGUGUAAGAUAGUUUGUCUGUGUUCUUGGUAUUUGAGGUACUAGGUAAAAAUAUAAGUGCCUUGUUAUAUUUAUCAAAAAGUGUAAUAGGUGUGUGUUAUAAGAAAGAGUAAAACAAUUAUAAUAUGUAUAAAUGUGAUUUAAAGAAGGAUAAUUAUAUUAUUAUUACAGUCAA
Molecule: messenger RNA, 3154 nt
Organism: Erythranthe guttata (spotted monkey flower)
Lineage: Eukaryota; Viridiplantae; Streptophyta; Magnoliopsida; Lamiales; Phrymaceae
Source: RefSeq, a predicted model, not a curated record